This is a messenger RNA of Salvia miltiorrhiza (redroot sage), 1599 nucleotides long. Its product is annotated as probable indole-3-pyruvate monooxygenase YUCCA9. Bases 135 to 1364 code for a protein of 409 amino acids. Gene Ontology annotation, molecular function: flavin adenine dinucleotide binding; monooxygenase activity. NCBI's taxonomy places the organism in Eukaryota, Viridiplantae, Streptophyta, Magnoliopsida, Lamiales, Lamiaceae. The record is from RefSeq and is a predicted model, not a curated record. The transcript has a single exon. Gene Ontology annotation, biological process: auxin biosynthetic process.
CCCCCUCUCUCUCAUCAAAUUCCAAACCAACUCUCUUAUUACAAACUCAACCUUCUCUCACUCUCUCAAUUCGAUCAUCAUCAUCAUCCAAUCCAAUCCAAUCCAUUCUUCAAGCUUGAAACUAUAUAUACAAGAUGUUUAAUUUGACGGAGAUGGACAUGUUUUCGCGGCGGUGCGUAUGGGUUAACGGCCCCGUGAUAGUCGGGGCGGGGCCCUCUGGGCUGGCCGUGGCGGCCGGCCUCAGAGAGCAAGGCGUGCCGUACGUAAUUCUGGAGCGCGCCGACUGCAUUGCAUCCCUUUGGCAAAAGCGCACUUACGAUAGGCUGAAGCUGCACCUCCCCAAGCAGUUCUGCCAACUGCCCAACUACCCCUUCCCCGAUCACUACCCCGAGUACCCCUCCAAGAAACAGUUCGUGGAAUACCUGGAGAGCUACACCGCCCACCACGACAUCCGCCCCCACUUCAACGAGAGCGUCGACUCCGCCAAGUACGACGACGCCUGCCGCCUCUGGCGCGUCAAGACCGCCGCCACCGAGUACAUCUGCCAGUGGCUGGUGGUGGCCACGGGCGAGAACGCCGAGCCCGUGGUCCCCGACGUGGAGGGCCUGGCCAGCUUCGGCGGCGAGGUCGUCCACGCCUGCGACUACAAGUCCGGGGAGAAGUUCAAAGGGAAGAAGGUGCUGGUGGUCGGCUGCGGGAACUCCGGCAUGGAGGUCUCCCUCGACCUCUGCAACCACGACGCCAGGCCGGCCAUGGUGGUCCGCAACGCCGUCCACGUCCUGCCCAGGGAGAUGCUGGGGAAGUCCACAUUCGAGCUGGCGAUGCUCAUGAUGAAGUGGCUCCCGCUCUGGCUCGUCGACAAGCUCCUCCUCUUCCUCGCCUGGAUCAUCCUCGGGAACAUCGAGAACAUCGGGCUCAAGAGGCCCGAAAUCGGCCCGCUGGCCCUCAAGAACUACGGCCGGACCCCUGUUCUCGACAUUGGCGCGUUGGAGAAGAUACGAUCCAAGGAGAUCGAGUUAGUGCCGGGGAUCAAGCGCUUCUGCUGCGGCGGCGUGGAGCUCACCAACGGCGAGAGGGUCGACAUCGACGCCGUGGUUUUGGCGACGGGAUACCGCAGCAACGUGCCCUACUGGCUGCAGGAGACGGAGUUCUUCGGCAAGAGUGGAUUCCCGAAAACGGCGUUCCCGCACGGGUGGAAGGGGAACUCCGGGCUCUACGCCGCCGGGUUCACGAGGAGAGGGCUCUCCGGCUUGUCCGCCGAUGCUAUCAAGAUCUCGCAAGACAUUGCGAGAGUUUGGAAGGAAGAUUUGAAUCAGAAGAAGCAGAAAGUGGCGACACACCGUCGAUGCAUUUCCACCUUCUGAUCUCAUCCAAUCCAAAGUAUAGAUGAUAGCAUUAGAGACUAGCUAGCCCUCUCCGAAGAUGACCCAAAUUUUGGAAUAUUGGGCGUUUUCUGUAUACUACUCAGCAAGGAUGACGAGGCUUAUUCCUCUCUAUUUUUACUACUACUAACUUGUUAUUAUUAGAUCCAUCUUUGUACAAUUUUAACCCAUCCCAUAUCAAUUAAAAGGAACCCCAUUUUCUCAUAACUUGUUUUAA